Pungitius pungitius (ninespine stickleback) is the source of this 1751-nucleotide messenger RNA. RefSeq names its product myelin protein zero-like protein 3. Gene Ontology annotation, cellular component: plasma membrane. Lineage: Eukaryota; Metazoa; Chordata; Actinopteri; Perciformes; Gasterosteidae. The transcript is spliced from 6 exons. The record is from RefSeq and is a predicted model, not a curated record. The coding region runs from base 189 to 920 and encodes 243 amino acids.
UAGGACCGUGCGCGCGCCACGGAGGCACCUCGAGUCAUGGCCGGAUAGAGAAGCUUUCCGACGCUUUGACGCGACUUGGGACAUAGUAUUUUUUUUGUUUGUGGGGGGGUGAGGUUCAAGGGUAGGGGUGGCAGGGGGGGUGGGAGUGAUAUUUUUCAUGCGAGGAAACCCGUUUCCACAACUUAGAAAUGCGUGGAGCGCGUCGGGUGAUCGGCGUCGUGUGGCCGUGCCUGCUGGCCCUGUUCGCACCUUCCCUGGUCUCCUCCAUCUCCGUGAAUACACCGGCAGAGCUCCACGCGUCCACAGGGGACACCGUCUCGCUGUCCUGCACCUUCACGUCCACCAGCACGCCGACCAGCAAGAUGAGGGUCGACUGGUCCUACAGGCCGCAGAGCGGAGGCACUCCGGGCUCGCUGUUCCACUUCUCCUCUCGGGCGUUCCCCCCCCCCGACGGUCAGUUCCUGGGUCGCAUCCAGUGGCGGGGGGUCCCGGCGCGCGGGGACGCGUCCAUCGCCCUGGUCAACGCCACGCUGAGCGAUAACGGGACCUACACCUGCUCCGUCAGGAACCCGCCCGACGUCCACGGGUCGCCCACCUCGCACACGGUGCUCACCGUCACGCCCCGAGUGGCCAGCGUUCGCUUCUCCGACGUGGCGGUCCUCCUGGCGCUGGUCCUUCUCCCCUCGACCCUCAUCACCUUCGUCCUGAUUGGACGGAUGCUCUGCCCCAGGAAGCGGAGCGACCAAUCGAAGGGUUACAGGUCGCCCAUAGAGGUCACGGAGGGAGAGGAGUAUGGUGCCAAAGCCAAGAGGGCCGCGUGCUGCGACCUAUACAUGAUGGACUCGGAGGAUGAAGACGGGUAUUACGACCUGAAAAAGAGGCCUCCUGUGGACGAGGGGUACGCCGAGUCUCAGUGCUAGAGACCCCCUGCUGGCCGGGAGCCGUAACUGCACGCGGCGCCUCACCAGUGGGAGGUGUGCCCUGUGAGCCUUCUUUGCCACUUUCCCCGGACACUCGGGUGGGGGUUUACUUUUGGGGCGGAGCGCCUUUUGGAACGGUAACUUGGGAAUUCUGCAUCGCCGGCAUUUACAUUCCCACCACUCGUUGUGUAAAUCAUUUAAACGAAAAACCUGUUGACAGGCAGCUCCUGAAUUGUGCCAGAGGUCUUAAUUUCUACAUUUUUACAGCUUGUAGUCUUGAUGAGAUGUUAUCCGUUUAUUCUGUACAGGUAAGCUGAGCCUCCACCUGCAAACAAAACACACAGAUGAGCGCAGUGUGUGUUUCUAUAUCCUGAUGCUUUGUGUCACUUUCUUUGUGCAAAAGAGCCGCGUGUGUUUUUGUCUUAAUUUAUUGCCUGUGUCCUAGUGGAGAAACUGCCGAUGCCUUGUGUUGCGUCGCAGUGGAACAUUUCUGUUAUAUUCUUAUUAUUUUGGACAGAAAACAUUUUGAACAUAGUACUUUUCAUGCCGUAUGUUGUACAUACAGUACAUUUCCUUUCAGUAUCCUGUCAUUAUUUCCAAUGUCACUUUGCUUCUCGGCGUGUUGGAUGUCUGAGUUUGGAUGCGGUGUUUCACGGGUGAAGUUGUUUUAGAUGCGCUUUCAUUAUAUUCUAAUAUAGUAUUUUGGCCAAAAUGAAUAGUUCAGGAUCAGAUUCUUCUGGCUUUGUGAUGGAUGAUCAGGAUUUUGUUCAUAAUGUUGCUUCAAGCUGAAGUUAAUAAAGAUUCUUUGCACCUCUGAGAGCGAAGCUUGUA